UUCCGAGCUUUUAAAACUGUAGCAACUUCCCAUAUCCCGUACUCAUUCAGUUUAAUUUAUAUUAGUUUAAUAUUUAUUUGGUUUAAUAUACGAUACUUUUAGCGUUUGAACAUCUAAAUAUUAAUGUUAAGGCGUUCAACUACGUUGCGAUAUAUUUUCCGUUCUGAUUAUGAUCUGCUUAUCUUUGACACGUUCAUUUUUCUUUACUCUUGUAUCAUCUCAAACACAGAAAAAAGAAGAAUAUGUAACAUAUUAUAUAUCAUUAUUGUGAUCUGGAUUAACUUUAAUUAAUGUGCAAUCUUCUAGCUAAAUAGGCCUUGUUUCUAACGGUACAUAUCCAUGUAUGUAUCUUUAAUACAAAAAAAUAAUAAAAUGAACGUCAUCACGAUAUGUGCGACGAUAGAUUAGAAAAUCAUUUACCUACAAACGCUAUCGUCGGUGCCGCAGUUAGUUCGGAAAGUCGCAACGUUGAGUCGCGACGUCCAAUAUGGCAGCAUUUUUGACAGCAGUCUAUGGCGAUCCACGGUUCUACGAGGGUCCAGUCAGCGAUUCCAUGAGUUUGUCCGGACUGCAAGCAGCUGUAACCGUUCGUAACAUGUCACAAUGGGGUUGCUAUUGACUCACUGGCACGUAGCAGAUUGAACGAAAAUGUCAGAAUCUAAGGAUAGUCAGGUGGAAAAGUGCGACAUUGUCCUACCAAGGCAAGGUCUGUUAUAUCAGGAGGAUACACUGAAUUAUAUACUCUGCAAACCUAAAUUGAUCCCGUUGAAAUCGGUGACCCUGGAGAAGUUGGAGAAAAUGCAGAGGGAAGCUGAGAUUAAAGUCAGAGAAACGCAAGAAGCAGAAGCUAGUUCGGACUUGAAUGCAUAAAUAUUUAUGUGCAUUAACUGAUAACAGUUUGGAAGUGAUAAGAUGCAUUAAAAGUACCACUGUUAGUAUCGAGAUAAAAAAGACAAG
Messenger RNA from Dinoponera quadriceps, 957 nucleotides. It is a transcript of the gene BBIP1, whose product is annotated as BBSome-interacting protein 1. The transcript has 2 exons. Gene Ontology annotation, biological process: cilium assembly; receptor localization to non-motile cilium. The record is from RefSeq and is a predicted model, not a curated record. Gene Ontology annotation, cellular component: BBSome. NCBI's taxonomy places the organism in Eukaryota, Metazoa, Arthropoda, Insecta, Hymenoptera, Formicidae. Bases 649 to 870 code for a protein of 73 amino acids.